AUGGACGAACUCAGUGCUGCUAUUGAGGCGGCAGCUGCAGCUGCGGCGGCUUCGUCGCAAGAGCCGCCGGAGCAGCCAAAGCAACCAGAUCAUCCGGAGCAGCAAGAACAGCAAGAACCUCCAAAGAGCCCCGAGGUGAAGAUGGAGAUCAAGCCCGAGCCUGUCUCGCCUGAAGUUGCUCCUCCCUCGCCCAUGAAGCGCGCUCGAUCUCCGAAUGAAGAUGCAGAGACAAGCAACGAGAAACGACAAAAGAUAGACGUUGAUGACCAGAGCCUUUCCAAAUCUGAUCCUCUUCCCCUACCAGACCUAGGCAUAGAGCCGACGACAGAACUGGACCCGACGCCAGUUGCUGAUACCGAACCGAUGACCGACAUAGACCAUGACAAUGUAGCUGAUAUGGACGAGAUUACCAAAAUGAUCCAAGCAGCUCAAGAGGCUGCCUUGGCAGAUCAGGUAUCGCAGGACCAUCCCGCCUCCGAUUUCCACACAGACGUCAAUGGCAUUGGCGGCGACGAGGAUCAUGCUCAUCACGAUCUGGACUUGAACAGCAUCAUGGCGAGUAUAACCAACGGCCUGGAGACUGGUGGAGAUCUAGACACAAAUGGGGAUUUGUUGAACCACGACAGUGGAAACGACUCUUUGACGCUGCCGGACUUGUCUGCGUCGCUCCAAGCUACGCCAAAGAAGACCACUAUAUGGAGCAAUCGGGCGCAAUACACACGACAGACAUAUAUACUGCCAACCUUGGGCAAAGUGGCUGUUGACAUUCUCAUAGCCCUGUCUGAACAACCUUUAGAGGACACAAUUACAGCACUCAACGACCCAGAUAACAGCACUGUGGGCAAGGAAUACGUGUUGCUAAGAUCCUUCUUCGAUUCCCUGCGGAAACAAUUGUCAGAGGACUUUCCUCUACUUUAUCCAGAUCAACUCGACAUCAGCAGCCCCGAAGAUCGGGAGAUUAUCCGAAUAGCUAAUUUGGCUACUUCGUGCGCAAGCAUGUUUGGCGCUAAUGAGCUCGGCUGGCCUGAUUUGAACACGAGCUUUCUCAGUACAUUUGUGGCUGGGGGGCAGCAAAUGGCUACUGAGGAAGCUGAUUUGUACCUUGGCCUCAAGACGCAAAUGUUCUUGACUCUGCUCGAGUCUGAGCAGUCCAAACCCAGACAUCAAAUACUGGAAGAGCUCUUUGUGACCGGACAAGAGGACUCCCUCAAGAAACACCAUCCCGACUUACCGUUGGCUCAAUCUGAGAGCAAAUUUCUCGCUGAUGCUGAGACCAGAAAGGCAAUGCUAUUGAAUGAGUCCCAUGAUCAGAAUAGUAUUCUGGCCUUGAGCCAGCAAUACACCUAUGAAGCUUUUCUGGACGAGCUCAGCACAUACCUCGAUAAGCACAUGGGAAAUAUUGAGAAGUUGGGAUCUAGCCCAACCAGUGUGUCGGCUGAUGCUGAGAGUGCUGGCUUAUUUGAUGGUGUCAACGGCCUUGAUAGCUUCGAUAUCGAUGCAGCUAUCGCUGAAGCAGCAAAGGCCGCACAAGAAGCUGUAGGAACGAAUGGAACUGCCAACAAUGUCGUGACUGAAGAUCUCGCUGCCCUUAUAUCAUAUGCAUCCGAGCAAGCACAAGGCUCAGGCUCGACCGAAAUGUCUCCAGCGGUUCUGUCUACGAGCGAGAGCGCCAUGCGCGCCACCAAUCUGGCCUUGCAGACCAUGCAGCGGAAUCAGUACCACCCGACGACAGUUCAGCAAAACACGAAUGGAACGUCAACUAGCCAACAUGUGUCUCAUCAGCCACAGCAACAAGCAGCGCAACAACCAGCGCAACAGCAGCAGUACUAUGCCUACUCUCAGCAGGCCAAUGGUAAUGUACAACAGGCACAGGGUUCAGACAGGGUCGAGCUACCCCCAGGUCAGCAUGCUUCCUCAGAGAUCCUAUAUGAGAGAGCCAGACAAGCUGCAGCCGCACGAUCUAGCACUCAUGCUCGCAGAGAGGGCUCACAUUCAACGCGACGGCCUUGGAGUCCCGAGGAAGAAAAGGCUCUAAUGAUGGGACUGGACAUGGUAAAAGGUCCCCAUUGGUCUCAGAUCUUGAGUUUGUUCGGUCAACAGGGGCGGAUGAGCACCAUUCUCGCCGACCGCACGCAGGUUCAACUCAAAGACAAGGCACGAAACUUGAAGUUGUUCUUCUUGAAGACGAAUUCGGAAAUGCCCUACUACCUUCAGUGUGUUACGGGCGAGCUGAAGACUCGUGCACCUACACAGGCUGCAAGGAAAGAGGCCGAGGAGCGGGCCAGGCUCACAUCAGAUCCUGAUGAUCAGGCUCGCGUCAGUGCCACCAUGGCUUUGGGCAGUCUACACAAUGGCAAUCCGGCAAGGCCUCAGCCAAAACCGUCACCUUCGAAACCUGGAGUUCCUGGCCAAGUGGUUCACCACAGCCACGCGCACCCAACCAUGUCACAUGCUGCUCAGCUGCAGAGGACGGCGUCUGGUCAUGUACCAGCCCAUUCUCCAGCACAUUCUGUGCACAACUCGCAGCAUAUUCAGUUGGCUCAAGCUGGUCAGAAGGCUCACGUAUCUGGCCAGCCUGCACACCCGCACCAUAUGCAACAGGUGGCACCGAGGCCGCCUCAUCAUGCGCAGAAUCAAGUGCCAUUGAAGCCGCAGCCAAGCCAGCAACCGUCACUGCAACCGCAAAACUCGCAACAGCAAACACUGCACAAUCACCAACGACCAGCCGCUCCCGCGCAUGGUCAGACACCCCUGCACCAGCAGCACCAACGGCUUCAGCAUUCUGGCCAGCCGCAGACGCAGCGACCACUGCAGCAGCAGCCACAACAACCACCAAGACAAGUUCAACCACAGCCACAGCAGCAUGUCUCACAUACUCCACUGCAGCAACAGCAGCAAAAGCCAAUACAGCCUCAGCCAGCACAACAUCAACCUCAACAUCAGCCUCAGCAUCAACCACAGCCACAUCCCCUCUUGCAGCACCAGCCAGCGUCAGCAGCUCACGCGCAACCUCAAACACACGCUCAGCCUCAGGUUCAGCAAGCUCAACCAGCUCAACUGCAGGCGCAACAACAGGCUCAGACACAGUCCCAGCCACAAGCCCCAGCUCCUGCGCCCCCGAAACCAGAAGAUCAUGGAAUCAAGCACGAGCCUUUGAACGAAGAGGAGGCCGGCUUGUUGGAACUGAAACGUUUCAUGAGCCAAGAGAACAGUGCCGAGAGCCAGGACCAGAGUAUUGAGGCUGCCUUGCUCGCAGCCUCGGCCGCCGUUGCAGCACAGCCAACGAGUUAA
Molecule: messenger RNA, 3291 nt
Organism: Pestalotiopsis fici W106-1
Lineage: Eukaryota; Fungi; Ascomycota; Sordariomycetes; Amphisphaeriales; Sporocadaceae
Exons: 3
Coding region: 1-3291 (1096 amino acids)
Biological process (GO): telomere maintenance via telomere lengthening
Molecular function (GO): protein homodimerization activity; double-stranded telomeric DNA binding
Source: RefSeq, a predicted model, not a curated record